Messenger RNA from Lethenteron reissneri (Far Eastern brook lamprey), 5690 nucleotides. RefSeq names its product beta-galactoside alpha-2,6-sialyltransferase 2-like. The record is from RefSeq and is a predicted model, not a curated record. Gene Ontology annotation, biological process: sialylation. Gene Ontology annotation, cellular component: Golgi apparatus. NCBI's taxonomy places the organism in Eukaryota, Metazoa, Chordata, Hyperoartia, Petromyzontiformes, Petromyzontidae. Gene Ontology annotation, molecular function: beta-galactoside alpha-2,6-sialyltransferase activity.
CCAGACUGUUGGGGCUGCCACCGAGAAGCGGCGCAUAGACGUGACCAUCCUGGAUCUUGGUAUUGAGAGGAGGUCGUGAGUCGCGCUGCGCAGGCAUCUGCCGUGUGCUGAGCUGCAAGUUGUCAGUAAUGAAGAAAGAUACGGCGGGCAGGCGGAUAUGAAGGCAUUGUGGCAGAGGCAGGCGGUCUUGUAUGUGACCCUACUGGCAAUGGGGAGCCAGUUGAGAGUGCGGAGACGAGCUAGUGAGUCGAGGCGGGGAUGAGUGUGGGCAAUGACGACGCGUGCUAGGUUAUUUUGUAGUCUUUGAAGCUUCCUUAGGUUGCCAGCGGAGGUCCGGACAAGGACGGAGUUACAAUAGUCAAGGCGAGACCCAACUAUGCAACAUGCCAAAGUGUUGGCAAUUUCAGUAGAGAUGAGAGGACGUAUGUGUCUAAGAGCCUUCAGGUGAAAGUUACAUGAGCUGAUGAUAUGGUUGGUUUGACGGUCGAAGGAUAAAGUUGAAUCUAGGAUGACACCGAGGUAGCUGAAGUGGUUGGUGAACUUGAUGCUAUGACCGAAGAUGUGUAUGUGUGUGGGGAGUGCUGCUGAAUUGAGACGUUGCUUGGUACCUAACAUGAUGGCCACUGACUUUUUCGGAUUAAGGGCUAGGUUGUGUGCAGUGAUCCAUUGUUGCACGGCGGUGGUACAUUCCGAGAGCCUCUCGAAUCCAGAUGCAUUGCUAGAAUCGAUGGCGGUGAAUAGAAUCGUGUCAUCCGCGUAUGAGUGAUGCUUAACACCGAAGCUUGCAAUGAGUCGGCCGAUCGGGGAAGUGUAGGCUAUUAAGAGCAGGGGACCUAGAACAGAGCCCUGGGGAACCCCGCAUAAUGCUCUUGUUUCAGGCGAUGUGGACAUGCCCACCCUGACUGAGGAUUGCCGGUCAGAAAGGUACGAAGCUAUCCACUUGAGUGCUGAGCCGCAUAUACCGAAGUCGGAUUUCAGGAGGGAAGUAAGGAGCGAAUGGUUGAUGGUGUCGAAGGCUGACGAAAUGUCCAGACUUACAAGUGCAACAGUUGAGCCGGAAUCAACGAUCGUUAAAAUGUCAUCGAGCACCCUAGUGAGUGCUGUUUCUGUGGAAUAGUUUUGACGGUAAGCUGACUGGAAGUUGCAGUAGUUUGCGGAGGAGGUGACGUGUGGUUGUAGCUGGGCGAGGGCUAGUCGUUCAAGGAGUUUAGAGAGGUUCGAGAGGUUAGUGAUGGGACGAUAACUAGAUGGGUCAUCCGGAUCUAGAUUUGGUUUCUUUAACAAGGGAGAAACCAGGCCAGAUUUGAGGUUGGACGGAAAACACCCCGAAGAGAAGGAGGCAUUUGCGAUGUUCCUGAUCAUGAUGGCGAGUUCCGGAGCACAUUGCUUGAACAAGGAACCUGGGAGCACGUCGAGUGGAGAUGACUUCAAAGGAAGUGAUUCAAUUAAAGCGAAAACGUCUUUUGUAGACACAGGCUUUAGCAUAGUUAGAAGAGUGUCUGGGUUAGUGCUUACAAUUUUAGGUACCAUGAGCGGGGUACAAAGGUGCAAUGUGUCAGUAUACGUGCACGAGUUUGCGAUGGCGAUUAGCUUGUUGUUAAAGUAAGUAUUAAAAGAGGUGGCAAGUUUCAGUGAGGCAAGGGGAUCGCUAAGGUGAGGGACCAUGGUGCUACCAGGAUGGAGAAGAUCUUUGAGAGUUUUCCAUAGAAUGCGCGGGUUUCCGGUUGCUUUUUUGAUGCGUUCCUCAAUGUGGGAGGAACGUGAGACAAGGAUCAGUUUGUUAGUUUUCCUGCAGGCGACUCUGUAAGCAAGUCGAUCAGCAGGUAGACCACUGCGGGAUGCGAUACGUUCAAGACGCCUCCUGGUUCGCUUAGCAAUGAUGGCAUCUCUUGAGAGCCAGUGAGUGUCGUGAGAAGACUGCCUAGCGGUUCGUGAUUUUAAUGGAGCUAGUUUGUCCAGCGCCGCUCUCAUGUCAGCUUCUAGUUGGAGAGCGCAGACGGUUGGAUCCGAUGAUGGGGAUAACAUUGAAAGCGAGUUUGCAAGGAGGUGACGAAAAGCAGAAAAUUCGAUACCCUUAAAAUUACGCAAGUUGCAGGUGAAUUUGAUGGUGAUUGGCUUCGGAAAAUGGAGGGAAGAAAGUAUAAGGCGGUGGUCGGAGUAACCAGUUUGGAAAACUCCCAGUGCAGUGAUGCGUCGGUGCUGGUUAGGUUCCAGAACCAGGUCGAGCAUGCUCUCAACGUUUGUUGACGAAGCUCUGGUGGGGCCUGAGUUUGUGAUGACCAGGUUAUGGCAGGCCAAAGUUGACUCAAGGUGACUAUCGAUGGAGGCUGGGGUAUUGCCGGGGCAAUUGAAGUCGCCUGUAAGCACGAGCCUGUGAGAUGGGUUAGGAAUCAGAUAUAGGAAUUCCGAAAGCUCAUUUACGAAGGUGUUGAUGCUGCCAUCUGGAGGGCGAUAGAUGGAAAUAAUGUAAAAGCACUCGUUGUUAGUAGUAAGGGAUACGGACUGGACCUCGAAUGUGGCCUGAGCCAUUGGUAGAUGGAGCUCUUUAAUUUUCAAGUGAGCAUUGUAAACGACCGCUAAGCCACCACCCCGCUGGUUAGUUGCGCGAGGUUUAUGUAGAACCUUGUAUCCUGGGGGCGCAACUUCCAGAGAGAUAGCUGGCGGGGAGUCUUGCCUGCACCAGGUCUCAGUGAUGAGCAAAAGGUCGAUGUGGUGGUCCGAGAUGGUAUCGUGAAUCAGGGCUGAUUUAUUGGUGAUGGAGCGUGCGUUGAGCAGACCGAGGCGGAUAUGUGAAGGUAGAUGUGAAGAUCCGUGCAGGUGAGGCGUCGAGGGAACAGAGGAGUUGGCUGGUUCGAGGUCGACCUGUGAACGGCGGCCCCUGCCACCUCUGCAACCACGGUGCCGAUGCGGUCUCCGACGUUGGCCUCGGAGAAGCCCAAGGACAGAGAGCGUCCUCAGGAGUGCGGGUUGCAGAUCGUAACACGUGGAAUCGAUGGUGGAGACAUAGGCGCGCAAAUUCCAUCGGGAGGCGAUCAAGGCGCGUGCUGCGCGCGCGUCUCCUGCCGUGGAUUCUCGGGGCUCCUCAAGACCUCCUCCCACCCCCACCGCCGCCCCCACCGCCGUCUCGUGCACGCACCUGCGCGGAACGAAGGAGCGAGACGCGCGCCUUGCUCCAGAGAGUCUCUCCCAUCGGAGCCGAGGCGCGAUCCAGCGGAUAUGUGGUUCCGAGUGGGUCCCAAAUCUCUCCUCGCUCUCACGGUCACCGCCACCUGCCUGCUGAUGCUGCUCUCGCUGCUGCUGCUGGUGCCAGGCUCCAGGAGAACGGCGGCGCCCCUGACCCUCCCCGCGCGGGACCCGACCGACGAGCGGACGCAAGCGCCUCCACUCGCCCGGCCCGCGGCGCCCUCCGAGGGGGCGGGAGGGUCACGCAGGGCGCCGUCGGGCCCCGUUCACGUGGAGAUGACCCGCGCGUGGGAGAGCUGGAAUCGGCGGCGCAGCGACGGCGUAGGGGCGACGCCCCCCCGGGGGCAGCUGCUGUGCGCUCUCCAGGGACUGGUGCGGCGCGGCACCGAGGUGCUGCGGCGCCACGAGGCGGCCGGGGCGCCGGGGCGCAACGCGCUGCCCGCGGUGUCCCUCGCCCGGCAGCUGGCGGGGAAGUGGCAGCGAUGCGCCGUGGUGAUGAACGCGGGGUCCCUGUUGCGCGCUCAGCUGGGAGCAGAGAUCGAUGGCCACGACGCGGUCAUGCGCUUCAACUCGGCACCCACGGCCGGCUAUGAAAUUCACGUGGGCACCAAGACCUCCAUUCGCCUCGUCAACUGGCAGCAACAGCAGUGGAAGGGCCAUGUGAAUAUCACGUUCCCGGCGCUCGACGCAUACAUGAAGCGCAGGCGCGAGCGGCCUCGCCAGCCAUUCUACCUGCUGCACCCGUGCUUCCGCCGGGGUUUGUGGGAUCUGGUGCAGCACAACGUGGGGCACGGGGAGCGCAUCUUGGAAAACCCCACUUCGUCGGGGCUUCUGGGAGUAGCGCUGAUGAUGAGCCUGUGCCAGGAGGUGACCGUCUACGACUUCAUCCCCCCGCGAGGCCGUGCCACGCGGCAGUGCCACUACUUCGAGCCCACCCAGAACCCGGAGUGCACCCUGGGCUCCUGGCACCCCCUCAUGCAGGAGAAGCUGCUGGCGAUGCACCUCUCAAACCCGCCGGCUCAGCACGCCCUCCAGAGCGGGCGUCUCGCCAUGCCCGGCCUGGCCAACCUCACGUGUUCCGCUCGGCACGAAUAGAAACGCGCUACCCAAGGGCUCUUUUAUCCGUCUUACCCGAUGUGGGUAACCUCUGAUUGAAUGUAUCCAUAUUCUUAGUUUUUUUCGGUAAAGUCACGUAGAUAAAAAAUUUAAAUUAAUAAAAGUAAAAUGAAAAAUAAAAUAAAAAUCACGACGUUUCGGAGGCAACACACGCUUCCGUCUCCGAAACCUCAUAAUUUUUAUUUUAUUUUUAUUUUACUUUUAUUAAUUUCAAUAAAAAUGUUUUAUCUACGUGACUAAGAAUAUGAAUCCCUGCAGUCACGAAAGCUUCAAAUCUAGAAUGAAUGUAUCCACUUUGCAGUUCAAGCAACUGAUGGUGAUGACAACUGCCAGGUUUGGGAAAUCUUACCUGAUUCUAUAUUUUAAGCUUUCGUGACUGCAAGUAUUCAUAUUCUUAGGUUUUCGGUAAAGUCACGUUUUGAUUACGUGACAAACGUGAAUUUUUAUUUUAUUUUUAUUUUACUUUUAUUAAUUUUGAUUACGUGACAAACGUGAUUUUUAUUUUAUUUUUUAUUUCACUUUUAUUAAUUUGUCACGUAAUCAAAACGUUUUGAUUACGUGACAAACGUGAUUUUUAUUUUAUUUUUAUUUUACUUUAAUGUAUUUUUAAAAAAAUUUACCUACGUGACUUUACCGAAAACCUAAGAAUAUGAAAUCUUACCUGCCCGGUCUGGGUGAACUCACCUGCUCUGUGGUGAGCAUUAUGGGCCACAGUUGGUAGCACCGUGGUAGCAAGUGCCUCGUUUAUACCAUGAGUGUUUAUACCAGUUAAUGCUAUAAACACUUUGUAAAUUAUCAAUCACGUUAUAAACGGAGAUCAUUUCUAUUGAAAAUAAUGUUUAUACUGCACAAGAUUAACAUUAACAACUGACAUAAGUAAAAGAAAUAUAGUGUGCCGUAAAAUAUAUUCACACUUGGCAUUGUAGUCUUGGGUGCAGUCAUAAUGUUGUAGUCUCCACCAAACACCAUAGCCCCAUAGAUUGGCGUCCUGGUUCGACUCCCCACCGCGUGACGUCGCUCUGGCGCUCACCGAGCGGUUUCUGAGUUUAUAAGGCAAACAAGAAAUAGUCAUACCCCGAUUUACGUCUCACUGUUUUACGACGUUUCGGAAAUACGGCAUCACUUUAUUAAUACCGCCGCCUUUUUUGCAUCGCCUCAACGCACACUUACAUCGCUGGCAGUGUCGUCCGUCCUUUCAACGUUUCCGUCGCCUCUCACCCGUCGACUCUGUGAGUCGCUCCGAUUGACGUCGCUUCCAUUUUCGUGUCCGCACCUCUUUCAGGAACGCAUCCCCGACGUAAAGCGGUGUAUUACUGGGUGGACUGUAACUGCUUUUGCUCAUAAUCAACGUUUUUGGGUUGAGAUCGCGUUAUUUAUAAAUGUGUCGUAAC